CUUUCUCUGAAGGGGCUUGCCCUGCCUUAGCCUCCCUGCACCAGUGGCUGUCUCCUCUGGUAUUCCAAGCCUCUCCCUGGGGAGGGCAAGAGAUGGCCAAGCAGGAAAGCUCUGACGUGUGUUUCUGAAUUUGCAGAUGUGCCAUUGAGUUGUGGAAGGCCUUGGGUGAAGAACCACAGCUCAGCAGGGAGGUGCUGCAGCAGCUGCUGGACAAGCUCCAGCAGAGACGCCGGGAGGAGAAGAGCAGCCAUGUGUCUCUAGCUGCAAUGAAGACCAUUUAUGAGCUCCUUUUCCUACGGGGAUACCGAGAAGCCAUCCUGCAAAUGUAUCCCCAGCUGCUCAUUCUCUGCGUCAGGCAAGUGCAGUACGUGCUGGAUCUGCACUUGCCAGGGACCUACAUGGCCAGGCAGACAUCCAGCCCCGAGGAGGGAUCCAGCUGCCUCAGCCCCCUAAGCACCUCAGUGGAGGCUGUGAAGACGCUUUUCUCCAUGCCCGGCUACUGGAAGGAAUUUGCCAGCAUCCACUUUCAUCGGGGUUGGGACAUGAUAGCCUCCCGAUAUCACUACUCGCAGGGGGUUGGCCUGAUUGCAAGAGCCAUGAUCGAGUUUGAGAACCCUCAGCUCCCUGCAGUUUUCAGAGAGGCAAUCACCAUCGUCCAGAGUGGGAAGGAGGAGGAGCAGAGAACUAUCGCCCUGGCUUUCUGCACUGAGUUUCUCCAGAGUCCUUCCAUUGACACCAUCCUGACAAGAUCAGUCCUCCAGGCACAGCUCAUGGACUGGACCAAAGAUGCCAAUUCCAUCAUACGGAGGCUCAGUCUGCGAGGUCUUGGCAGUAUUGUGUUCCAGCCAGAAAAGGUGCAAUUCUUACGGGCCCAGCUGACAGCAAUCCUGGCCGUCUUUUGUGACAGGGAUGGAGGGCGUGUCCUGGAGGCCAUGCAUAAAGCUGCAGACAUCAUCCACCUCCUCAACAGGGAGGGGCUUGGCUCCAUCUCCCAGGAUAUUGCAGUCAGCCUUCGCCCCUUCAUUGAUGAUGAGAAGGGCAGUGUGCGCUCAGCUGCCAUUGUACUGCUUGGCAACGUGGUGAGCAGGGUGCAGGACCCCGACAAACCCUUGGUGCAGCAGGAAAUUAUCCACUGCUUGCUCCCCCUGCUGCUGCAUCUUGAAGACCAGGAAGAGAGUGUGAAACUGCACACUCCUGUGGAGAACAAAUUAUAG
Molecule: messenger RNA, 1214 nt
Organism: Chelonia mydas (Green sea turtle)
Lineage: Eukaryota; Metazoa; Chordata; Testudines; Cheloniidae
Product: maestro heat-like repeat family member 5
Exons: 8
Coding region: 267-1214 (315 amino acids)
Cellular component (GO): cytoplasm
Source: RefSeq, a predicted model, not a curated record